This is a messenger RNA of Ahaetulla prasina, 1992 nucleotides long. RefSeq names its product protein eva-1 homolog C-like. Gene Ontology annotation, molecular function: carbohydrate binding. NCBI's taxonomy places the organism in Eukaryota, Metazoa, Chordata, Lepidosauria, Squamata, Colubridae. The coding region runs from base 110 to 1381 and encodes 423 amino acids. The record is from RefSeq and is a predicted model, not a curated record. The transcript has 8 exons.
CAUUGUUAAAGGACAAUAGGAGUGUUUAGUUCCAGCAGCAGAAGGAGAUGAGAGAGUCCAACAGAUUACACUGGAGCCUGGGCUACCCCAAGGCUGGCUAUGCAAUGCAAUGCCUGGAUCUUGGCUGAUGGGUUGGCUUUGGCUGCUUGCAACCGUGGUGAGCUUCUUCGGUUAUCCAGCAUUCCUGGAGGCAGCUCCUGAGUUUUCAGGUUAUUUGAGGAAGGUUUUGAAGAACCACACUAUCCAUGCCUGUGAUGGGGAGCAACUGACAAUACUUUGCCCCCACAAGACCUCCGUUACCAUCCUGUCUGCUUUCUAUGGGAGAAGGGUACCCAGCCCAAACCUCUGUCCAGCUUCAGGAGAACUCUCUUCAGAAGACAUUGAUUGCUCAUCCGCAACAGCCCAUCAGAAAAUGAUGGACGAGUGCCAGGACCACCGAUGGUGCCAUUUCCUUGUCCACAGUCGAGUGUUUGGGCCCGAUCCGUGCCCAGGAACACACAAAUACUUGGUGGUUUCCUACAAAUGCAGACCAGCCAAUCAUCGUCUCAAGACCGUCUGUGAAAAUGACAUGAUGAGGCUACAAUGUCGGAGCAGCUCAGUUCUAGCAAUUUAUUCUUCGAUUUAUGGGCGACCUUUGCGAGGAAAGUUGGAGUGUAAUUCAAUGAAUGGGACGGAGCCUGAAAUAGAAUGCAUAGCUCCUGAUGCCUUGAGAAGAGUGUCCCAGAGGUGCCACAAGAAGAGGAAUUGUACCCUUGUUGCUAACUCGGCUACAUUUGGAGACCCUUGCUUCCCGGGGGUGAAGAAACAAUUGAGAGUGUCCUACACAUGCGUGCCAAGAAAGUUGUUAGAAGAGGCGACACGUGAAUCGCGAGAAGAUCCCUUCUCAAUCUCAGAUUACACCCACGGUGGCUGGUACACCGGGCCGAGGCUGUCCAAGCGGUUCCAAGAAAAUCUGAUGAUAUUUACUAACUCUCUGGAAACAAUAGCCCAUAUCUGGGGCGUUCCCGAGAAGGUGGGCUUUUAUUUCCUAUGUGGGGUAUCCGGAGGGCUCGUGUUUCUCCUCCUCUUCUUUGCCCCCAAAACAACCUUCUUGCAAGACCUCAAAGGGGCCUUCAAAAAGGCAGACGCGACUGACUCCUUGCAGCUGGAGACAACCAAGCUACAGGACGACCAAGAUGAAGAAAAUCGGGAGGAAAGCUCUUCCGAAACUUCUUUCAGCCACCUUACCUCCAAUUACCGGAACACCAACAUCUUUGGGCCGGAACUGACCGCGGCCUUGGAAGGGGCAGCUGACCAAAGAAGCCACGAAGGCAAUGAAAUUUGGAUCCCCAAAGAAUCCAGCCCAUACGCCAUCCACAAAAUUAAGGCGGCCACCAAGUGAGAAGGACCAGCAACAUUGGAAGUAGUUGGGCAGAGUGAGCAGCAAUACAGGUAGUCCUUCAUUGAUGAUCACAGCUGGGACCAGGAUUUCUAUUAUUAAGUGAAGCGGUUGUUAAGUGUGUCCUGCCCGAUUUUAUGACCUUUUCGACAUGUCUGUUAAGAAAAUCACGGCUGAUAAGGGAAUUGUAGUCAUUGAAAGCAAAAUCUGGCUUCCUCCAUUGACUUUUGUUAGUCAGAAACCGGCCAGCUGGGAAGGUUGCAAAAGGUGAUCACAUGACCCACGAGAUGCUGCAACCAUCAUCAAUACAGGCCAACUGCCAAGCACCUGGAUUUUGAUCAUGUGACCAUAAGGGUGCUGUAAUGGUUAUGAGUAGCAAUUGCAAUAGCUCUUAGACUUAUAUACCACUUUAGAGUGCUUUACAGCCCCUCUCUAAGUGGUUUAUAGAGUCAGCAUUUUGCCCCCAACAAUCUGGGUCCUCAUUUUACCAACCUCGGAAGGAUGGAAGGCUGAGUCCAACCUUAAGCCGUUCAGGAUUGAACUUCUUCCUGGCUGUGAGCAGAGUUAGCCUGCAAUACUGCCUUCUAAUCGGGAGGGAGGAAGGGAGGGAGGAA